ACACACACUGACACCAAAGGUAAAUAAGUGUCUGUGCAGGUGCUUCAGUCAAAGAGAAGCAACUCCAGCAACCCUCCUGCUCUGUGGUCACCCUCUCAGCAAAAUGUCUCGUGAUUAUUUUCGAUUUUCCUCAAUAAGGAGCAGUGCAAGAAACAGCACAGCCACCGUCGCUCUUAACAACGCAGCAGAUAUCUCCGUUAUUGUGAUUUACUUUUUGGUUGUCUUGGCUGUUGGAGUAUGGGCUAUGGUCCGCACCAACCGAGCCACUGUCGGUGGCUACUUCCUUGCAGGGAGGAGUAUGGUGUGGUGGCCGAUUGGAGCAUCACUCUUUGCCAGCAACAUUGGCAGUGGCCACUUUGUAGGAAUCGCUGGGACCGCUGCAGCUGCAGGAAUAGCCAUUGGUGGAUUUGAAUGGAAUGCUCUUAUAGUGGUUGUCAUUCUGGGAUGGCUCUUUGUGCCCAUCUACAUUAAAGCUGGGGUGGUCACAAUGCCAGAGUACCUGAAGAAGAGGUUUGGAGGACAGCGUAUUCGCAUCUAUCUCUCUGUGCUGUCCCUCUUCCUGUAUGUUUUCACCAAGAUCUCAGCAGACAUGUUCUCGGGCGCCAUUUUUAUCAACCAGGCUCUUGGGCUGAAUAUCUACCUUGCUGUUGUCAUGCUACUAUUGAUCACUGCACUGUACACUGUCACAGGUGGAUUGGCUGCAGUGAUCUACACAGACACCUUACAGACCAUCAUCAUGAUUGUUGGAUCUUUCAUCCUUAUGGGCUUUGGUUUCCAUGAGGUAGGAAGUUAUGAAAACUUCCAGGAGCUCUACAUGGAGGCCAUCCCUUCUAUCACGGCUAACAUUAGUGCGACCUGCUACGAGCCUCGGCCAGACUCCUUCCAUAUUUUUAGGAAUGCAAUCACAGGAGACCUGCCGUGGCCUGGCCUUGUGUUUGGACUCACCAUUCAGGCCACCUGGUACUGGUGCACUGAUCAGGUGAUUGUCCAGCGCUGCCUCUCAGCUAAGAAUUUAUCUCACGUUAAGGCAGGCUGUAUCUUAUGUGGCUACCUGAAGCUGCUGCCCAUGUUUCUCAUGGUUUUCCCCGGGAUGAUCAGCAGGAUCCUCUAUGCUGAUGUGGUGGCAUGUGUGGACCCAGUUGAAUGUGAAAAAUACUGUGGGGCUAGUGUGGGCUGCACCAACAUCGCUUAUCCCAAACUGGUGGUGGAUCUCAUGCCUGAUGGUCUGCGCGGUCUUAUGCUGUCGGUGAUGCUGGCCUCUCUGAUGAGCUCACUUACCUCCAUCUUCAACAGUGCCAGUACUCUCUUCACAAUGGACAUCUACACUAAGAUUCGCCGCUCGGCCAAUGAGAGGGAACUCAUGAUUGCCGGCAGAGUGUUUAUCUUGGCCCUGAUUGGUUUGAGCAUAGCAUGGAUCCCUGUGGUGCAGUCAGCCCAUAGUGGUCAGCUCUUUGACUACAUCCAGUCCAUCACCAGCUACCUAACUCCACCUAUUGCAGCUGUCUUUAUGCUUGCCAUCUUCUGCAAACGUGUCAAUGAGUCAGGUGCAUUUUAUGGCCUCACAAUUGGCCUGUGUAUUGGCCUGUCCAGGAUGAUUGCUGAGUUUUCUUAUGGGACUAGCAGCUGUGUUAACCCCAGUAACUGUCCCACCAUCAUAUGUGGAGUCCACUACCUCUACUUCUCCAUCAUCCUGUUUGUUGUGUCCUGUAUCAUCAUCCUGGUAGUCUCUCUCAUGACCAAACCCAUCAACGAAAAGCAUUUGUAUCGGCUGUGCUGGAGCCUCAGGAACUGUACGGAGGAAAGGGUGGACCUUGAACAGGAUGAUUGGGUUGAUAACAAAGACUCCAACGACAUGGACAAAGAAGAACCUGAGGAGGAGCCAGGCUUGUGCAAGAAGGCAGUGAUGUGCUUCUGCGGCCUGGAGCAGCAAAAAGCCCCCAAGUUGAGUGCAGAGGAGCAGGCGGAGCUGCAGAAGAAGCUCACAGACACCACAGAGGUGCCUCUAUGGAGGAACGUUGUCAACGGCAACGCCAUCAUCCUCCUGUGUGUGGCUGUUUUCUGUCAUGGUUUUUUCGCAUAAAGAAUCUCGAACACCCAAUUGCUCACGGAUACUGUAAUUUAUAUUUAAGUGCCAGGAUUUUUUAUGAAUGUAAUUUAUGACCACAUGAAUUGUUCAGGAGCCCGCAACCCUCUUUCUAUAUUGUAUCAUUCUGUUUGUAUGUCAUGUAUGGCUACUGAACUCCUCCAGGACAUAAACUAUAUUUUGUAAAGUACCUGCCCGUCUAAAACUCUAAACAUAGUUCAACACUGUACACAGGUCAGGUGUAAAAAAAUUUGAAGGUAUAUAAUCCAUUUCUGUUUUUGUUGUUUUGCAGCUAAAGUAAACCAUACUGUAAUAUAUGAACACAUAUUACACUUAAAACACGUUAAUGUUGUAUAAUAAUAAGAUUGUCCUGACCCCCUACACAGUUGUAGGUCUUCCAGUGUUAACUAUGAGUUUUCGUCCUUGUCUUUACUGUUGCCUUUGUGAUUGUAAGCAAUCACAAAGGUCAAAGAUUAAAAUAAUCAGACUGCUUUAUUUUAUUUGAUCAUAAUGACUAUGGUACUUAUUCUCACUCAACUCAAAUAAAUGUCUCUUUAUUGUCUCAUUGACUUUCUAGUUUACAUAUAAGUGACGAGAAAGUGAAUUGACCCAGGUUAAUUUUUAUGUGUAUUAAUUCAGUGCGCUGCCUUAAAUCAUAAAAAAAGAGAGAUCACGUGAUAAACAAAAUGCCAGAAACGUACUCGUAGUACAUAACAGAUGUGGGUUUCUGGUUACUGGUAAUUAAUGUAUUUGCUACCUCAUUCUACCUAAGCCUUGUUUUUCUCAUUAUGUGUGCUCAAAGUCCAUGAGUGCUGUCACUUCUUAAAUCUAUACACCUUACUGUUUGUUGUUUUAGGUGUAAAUGAAUAAAAACAUCUCAGGGAAGAAGGGGUGUGAAUUACACAGGGCACUGUCUGGCUCCCUUUGCUUCCCUCUGGUGGUUCAAUGUUGUUCCAGCUGGAAAUGUAACUGGUUUGCUGUUUAUUUUAUCACACAUUAAAUUUCUGGUCAAAUCUGCUCAUACUGAGGUAAAUUAUAUAUUUUAUGUACUUGGUAAAUAAAUUCUUAAAGACAAA
Messenger RNA from Siniperca chuatsi (mandarin fish), 3159 nucleotides. It is a transcript of the gene slc5a1, whose product is annotated as solute carrier family 5 member 1. The record is from RefSeq and is a predicted model, not a curated record. Gene Ontology annotation, cellular component: plasma membrane. Gene Ontology annotation, molecular function: D-glucose:sodium symporter activity. Lineage: Eukaryota; Metazoa; Chordata; Actinopteri; Centrarchiformes; Sinipercidae. The transcript has 15 exons. Gene Ontology annotation, biological process: sodium ion transport; transmembrane transport. The coding region runs from base 104 to 2080 and encodes 658 amino acids.